Messenger RNA from Octopus bimaculoides (California two-spot octopus), 5500 nucleotides. RefSeq lists its product as uncharacterized. NCBI's taxonomy places the organism in Eukaryota, Metazoa, Mollusca, Cephalopoda, Octopoda, Octopodidae. The record is from RefSeq and is a predicted model, not a curated record. Gene Ontology annotation, cellular component: cell periphery.
ACUAUUUACACAUCACUUCUAAAUAUACGCACACGUACUCUUACUUUUACUCUCCUCUUUCUCUCUCAUUCUUUUACUCUGUCUUUCCCUCAUUCAUUUUAUGCUCAUCUCCGUUGAACCUUACCCAAAAACCAACACCACGACCAAAUUAUAACCUUUAUACAGUGGAAUAUUCUAUGACUUACGGCAUCUAAGAGUUUAUACCGUUCUUUUUCUGUUUGAGUUCGUUUUGUUGUUUGUGUUUUGUAUCUUCAUGGUGUUUUUUGGUGUAGUUUGUGUUUGUGUUUGAAAAAUUUACCUUGAACAAAUCAAAGAUGGACAGUUGCUUUACUCGCCAGGUAACCUCCACACAGCUCUUGACUUAAUAAGGAUUACACAGAAUCCAGAAACAUAGCAGAGAUUGUUUCUCGCGAUAUGCUUUGUAAAGACAAGAAAGAAAAAAAUGAAUAAAUGAAUAAAUAAAUGAAGAUCCAAUUAAGGUGAAAGAUAGAGAUGGCCGUCCUGAGUGAACAGGUGAGGAGUGACCAGGUGAUCAGCGCAAACACAGGACAGAUGACCAUUGUCGAUACAGAAAAGCUGAGCAGUGUGAAUAUAGAACAGGUGUGCAGCGUGGAGACUGGACAGGUGACCAGUGUGACGUCAGGACAGGCGUGCAGCGGGAAGACAAAACGUGUGUCCAGUGUGAAUAUCGUAUUGUCUUUGCUUGACCAAUGUAUUAACGUUGUUAACAUCGUGACCAACAAUGCAUCAAGCCCAAGGGACAAGAGGAAUAAAGUUCGACUGACCACUACUGCACAUUCGUCAGUAAGAGAGAAUUUCGGCAAAGACAACAAUUAGUGUUAGUUAUAACAAAUUUUAAUAAUUAAUAAUAACAAUUAUUAUUAUUAUUACUAUUAUUAUUAUCUAUUAGUAAUACUUAAUAUUGUUCUUAAAACUACAAUGGCAGUAAAGCAGAUUGACAGCAACACCUACAACUACACCGAGCUGUAUUGCUAGAUCGAUAUCAUCAUCAUCAUCAUCAUCAAUUACAACAACCACGAUGACGACGGUGACGAUGACGACGGUGUCAACGUAAACAAAAGCAAAUAAAAAAAAGCAACUAGUAAUACAAAAAUAAACAACAUCAACAACAAAAGCAUCUCUCUCUCUCUCUCUCAGACUAGCAACUAUGACCGACAUAUUUCGUUCACGCUGAACACUACUUCGAUCUGUUCAAUUGGCUGGUUGUCCGACCAGCUUUACCUGGGGCGGAUUAGUCUUACCUGGCGUAGUAGCAGCAGCAGCAGUAUCAAACGCCGUAGUAGUAGUAGUAGUAGUAGUAGUAGUUAAACACGAAACUAGAGGCACACGUACCACUACCACCACCACCAAAAUCACCACACCAACAACACCGCCACCCCGCGGUGCACGCGACGUUUAACCACAGCAACAACAGAUACUAUCACCACCACCACCGCCAUCACCGCCACCACCACUACCACUACCGCCACAACAACAACAACAACAACUGCUAAAUUUCUUGAUAACUGACUGCCGCCUGGGGAGGGGAAGAGGACGACAGUGAGGCAGGAGACCUGGAGAGAAAGGAGGAACGAAGAUUAGUGCUACUACUGGAAACUAUUAGCUAUAACUACUACUGCUGAUACUACUACUACUACAACCACUAUUACUACAGCUACUACUACUACUAAGAAGAAGAAGGCGUCGACGGUUUACGUACAAAAGUUAUAGUAAGAGUGAUCGUGGCUAUAGUGGUAGGACUCACAAAAGUAGUGACAGUUGGUGAGUGUAAGUGGGAGACGAAACUUAACGGAGUGGAGUAGGGGUAACAUAACACGACAGUAGUGCCCCCUCACAUUUUAGGAGAACGAAGGCCCUGCCAGGCGAUUAAGUAUCACCGGUUGCUACUUUUCCCCGGGCAGGGCCCAAAUGCAACCCUACAGACACGAAUAAAGGACUAUAUAUAAAGCAUACAUUUACAGAUUGUAUGUGCAUAUAUAUAUAUAUAUAUAUAUAUAUAUAUAUAAAUGCAAACCUGUGUUUGAGAGAGGAAGAAAAGAAGGAAAACACGAAUGCUAAAAGGAAUUAAUGUUUGACUUUAGCUACCCGCAAAGAGAAACUAUUUGAUAUUAAACAAAGUUGAACGGUACACGAAAAAUAACGACUGUCAUAAUAAUUAUUAUUUCACGUAUUUAUUGAACAUGGACAUAUAAAGAAAGCGAAAUUACUUUCCAUCAAGCUGGAUCGUUUACAAAUAAUUUAUUUAAGGUCGUAAUCAAGGAAAUCUAUUUGGAAAAAAAAAGCUAACAAUAACAGGAAACCCCCUCGUAUGUGUGUGUGUAAAUAAUAUGUAUUAUAUUAUACAAAUACGAAUUGAUUUAAAAAACAAAUACACACAACAAACUAAAGAAGUCUCAAAGAAGUUGUGUCUCUAAAACACACAGCGGAACGUACGUAUAUUACUGAACGUAAAUAUAUAUAUAUAACCUUUGCUUUUUCGGCGAAUCACGGAAGUUUCUUCAUAUAUAUAUAUAUAAAAUGUAGCAAAAUCAGAUAUAUAUGUAUACAACCUGUUGGAACGAAAUAAUGUCAAAAAAAUAUAUAUACUAUAUGUACGUGUAUGUACAUAUAUGUUUGAGUGUAUAUAUGUGAGUUUAUAUAUAAUGUAAUAUAAUGAUUUGGUGGUCUGAAGCGAGCGAAAGGAUGCAAUGCCCACAGAUUUACCUCUUGCUAAAAACAUUCUAUUUUAUUGGAUUAUUGCAUUUUAUACGGUGCAAUACACACGAUCGAAGAUAUCAAAUAAUUGCUCCUCGCACAUACACAGCCUUCUCCGGAAAACUGAUGCUGAACUACACUAUACCUCACGAUGAAUGUUUGAGCAAUGCUUACAUCGCUCUUUUGGCUAUAGAAAAAACGGGAGAGAGUGAAAUCCAAACCUUGAGUGUUGGCUGCAACUCUAGAAGUCAAGAAAUCGCCUGUGGAGUAGUGGUCAGCGCCGGUCGCUAUGUUUAUCGCAUCUACUCACAAAGACAUGGUAAAGUGUUGGACGAGUUUUACUUUCAUGUUCUAUGGCCGAAGACCGUUUUAGAACUUCCUCCCAAACAAAAAGCUUUUGAAAACAACAUAACUGUAUCAAUCGAUUCUAAAGCUGUUUGUAAAUCACGGAUUCUUACGCACAGUUUACAUAUAGACUUGAUAUUUUGGGGUGAAGUACCGAAGUCUAAAUUUAUCAAGAACAUAAAGCCAGUGCGAAUCACCAGUUUAGAAAUCGAUGAUAUAUCUUUGAAGACAAAUUAUGAGUUUCCUUGUAAUAAAACCGAACUUCCUGGGAAAUACCACGCCGAAUUACGGUCUUCAAAACGGAAAGGAUAUGCUCCUGAUCAGAUAAUCGCUAAAAGUUCUAAUAUGAGUGUAACAUGGAGUGAUAAUUAUAAUCUUAAUAUAGUGGAUCGACAAAGUUUGAAAUAUUACGAAAGUGUUUCCAUAGAAUUUCAACAACCAGCAUGUUCUAUGCUAACGGACAGAAUACGUAUGUAUGCGAUGCAUCGGAAAGUAUCUGGUUCCCUAGCUUCGCCUCUGGAGGCCAAAUACUGCGCCGAAAGAUUCGCCUUCAGGAAUAUAAGUGUCGUUUAUUUUAAUUGUAGUCUUUUCGAUAUAUUCGAGAAGGUUGUAGGUUUCUGUUUCGUCUACGAAACUAUGACUUCGAAAGGAGCUGUAAGGGAACAGACGAAACUUUGUGUGUCGGCAAAGGACAACGCAGACGGUAACUGGAACAAGUGGUCUUCAUGGGCUACAUGUACCACCACAUGUGGUCGUGGGAAACAGAAUCGGUUUCGGCUCUGUAAUCAACCUCCUCCAUCAAAAGGAGGGCGUUUCUGUGUUGGAGAACCUGUAGAAUGGAAAGAUUGCUUCGUAAAUUGCACCAGUAAGUUGUUGUUGUUGUUCGUGUGUUUUUGCUUUCUUUGUUGUUUUGAAGGAAUUCCCGACUCGGUGACCUCUUCGUCGAAUGACAUGCGCGUUGAAUUCAAAACAUCAUCAUCACGCGAUUCAUCGUCUUCUCGAGAGAUACAGCAACAACUGACCGACGAUGGCAGAUUUGGACAGUCUUACCUCUACGGUUUUGUGGCUAACUACACAAUAUCAGCUAUCAAUACAUCUGCUGCCGCCGCCCUUGUUCCGCGUUCAUUGAUGGUAAAAGAACCCGAAUGGGAAAAUACUAUUGUUGCUGUUGGCAUCAUCAUCUGCGUUAUGACCCUGGUCGCAAGCGUUGGCUGUGGCAUCUACCAUCGUUUCUACGGCCAACAAUGGCAUAAAUACACCGUCGCCUCACAAGGGGAUAACAGCCCGUAUCACGUCAAAAGCAGUGCUCCCAGUAGCCCGACCAGUGCUGCCGGAAACGCUACCAUUGAACAUGAUAUGGAAGCUCCGCUCACACAAUCAGUAAGCACCAAGCGCAAAAAGCAAGACAGCGGCACACCAGUGCUCGCUUCGCCACACACGUCAGUGUCCAGCGCUUCAAGCCUUUUGGGGCACUCGCGGAAAAUAGAAACCAAAGCCGAAGUACUGUCACCGGCUAAUCUAUCUAGCCCCUACACAACACAUCCUAAAGACCACGGUCCCACUAGCCUUAAUUCGAGCCCGUCAUCAAAAACUCGCUCACCUAAAGUCCAUCCAGUGGAUUACAAGGGCAAAAGAAAAGGUUCCUCUACCGACAAAGGCUCGAAUCUCGAUUUAGGCGAACGCAUCGUACCCGGUUCGUCAGGGACGCCAUCUUCUUCGCAGGCUAACAGCAACAUGCCACUAGUGAAAUCCCCCGCCAGUAUCACCGAUACCUCAUCAACUAAAUCAACAAAAAGUGAUAUGGAUAAAGUACAAAAAAGAGAUAAAUCAAAACACUUCCGGCUUCCUACGCCGAAAGGAAGUAAUAGAAACUCUGACGGUAUUCCGUUAAUGACUCUACAGGAGAAGUCAGAUUAUGAUCUCAAGACUUUAUCCCGAAGUAGCAGUCGGGAAGAUUCCAUGCACUCGGGUAAAAAUACCACAACGGCAUUUGUCGGUGGUGACAGUAAGCCGAAACGGCCAACUAGCCUCGUGAAAGAGGACCAUAGCUUACCUUUCAAAAAAGCCUCGCCAAUGGCGGCUAAAAAGAAACCUCCAUUGGAUUAUAGUCCAAGACUGCUUGAUUCGCAACGUAAUUCAAAACCAGACGGACAAAGUCCAGAACUUUUAAGAGGGGAUAAAACCCCAAGAAGUAUGACUCCUCUGAGUGUUAGAAGCUUAAAAACUCUUUCUCCGACUCGUAGUAUACUAACUUCAUCGGAUGCGACAUCAGAGGGCUGUGAACUGGAAUAUGAUGACUUUAUAAUGGAUGAUCCUUUCUCUUACUUUGAUACAGAAGACACUCUCAAGCUUCGAUGGCAGGGUACAGAAAAGAUAGGAACGUUAAAACCAUCGGAUUCUACCCUGACGUUUGAUUAAAUUUAUUGUCCCACUGUCCAAA